CAGACAGACAGACAGACAGACAGACAGAGAAAAUUUGUGGAAAUGAAAGACGUUAAGAAUACUUUAUAGUGAAUGCGCUCUGCUAUUUUCCGAAUCUUGAAAGCUGCAAAAGGCUGUACAGCUCGUCUUAGGAGUGGCAUCGAGAAAAAACCGGGCAAUCAAGCACACCACAACUACGAUUAUAGAGCUUAGGAUCUACUUUUACCACUUGGGACGACCACAAAUACUAGACUCAUCAACAGGCCUGCCUGAAUAACGCCAAAAUGGCGGACCUCGAGCAUUUCGAUCCCGACCAGUCGAUAGACGAGCGACGACAGAUCCAGCGUGGCAUGCGCGAGCUCGAAAAGCAAACAACCGAAGAACAAGAUGAGCUUCUCGCCGCAGAUGGACGAGUCUUUGUCGACAAGCUGAAGAAAUCAGAUGACUGGAUUCGCAUGACCAAGCAGACCUCGGAGGCCCAAAUUGAUUCACGCUUCUUGGUGCGUAUUUCGGAGCUUGCAUAUCGUCGCUCCGUCAAAGUCACCGCUGGCAGCGCGGUAAACGGCAUCGAUGUCGACGAGUUCGUGUCGAAGUGCAUUACUUACAUGAAGCACGGCGGGGGGAUCGUGAAUGAUGACCAUGUCGAGCUGUCACAUACCCAGCACCAGCGCCGAGGAAUGGGCAGGGGCAGGGCUGCGCCCACGACUAUUGCAGAGGAUGACGAUGAGGUGGGAGAUAGCGGUGACAUGCUCGACUGGGCGCACUUUGGCAAGUACGCUGCGAUACCACACAUCCGUCGUCCGGCCGUUCCGAACCACCUCCUCGGCCCUCUUUCGGUCGAGCGCAAGGUCAGAAAGAUCGGCAAAAGGACGGCACCUCUACGAGUUGCAAACCUGCAAGAAGUUAGACCAGAAGUGCUGGACCCCGAUGCCAUGCGUGGUGCCGAGAAGAGUGACCUGUCUGCUAUGUGCGGCAGGAUUCUACGGCAGCUGGAAGAAGGACAGGCAUCCGCACAAGAGGCGGUUGAGCAGGCGGUGAAUAGAGAGCUGCCCCCAGAACUACGGGAGGACCCUGACGCGUUGCGGCCGUUCUACUCGCGCUUCGGCGUCCGCGAUACGGGCGGUAUCGAUCUUCUCCGGUUCGCCGUGAACCCACACUCUUUCUCACAAACAGUCGAGAACCUGUUUUACAUUAGCUUCCUCAUCCGCGAUGGAAAGAUAGCCUUGGAGUUCGAUGACGACGGGCUCCCAUCCAUUGCAACGAUUGACCAGGAUGAUGCGGAAGCAGUGGAAAAAGGCAAAGCCACACGUCACCAGGCUGUCAUCUCCCUGGAUGAGGCAUCCUGGAAAGAUGUCGUCAAAGCCUUUAGUAUUACAAAGAGCAUGAUACCCCACAGGGACGAGCCAGUACAACGACCUGGGGCACGAGGCUGGUACAACUGAAAAGAUUGGGCUUCCCUAUCAAGCAAACCCCGCGGUGUUGCGCACGCAUCGCAGCAACGCUUUGAGGACCCUGUUCUGGAUUGCUGGGCAGUGCUCAGUGACAUCCGUUUUCAAUCAGACAACCAUCGCGGUUGCCAUGAUACUCACUAUGCUCGGUCGAUUUGAACCGAGCGUCAUCAACCCAAAGUCGGGACAAACAAAGGACCCUAGGAGGCGCCUUUUACCGUACAGUUCUGGACCAUAAAGUGACUGUAACUCUCAUCUUGUCGGACCUGCCGAAGAGACAGACAUGGCAUUGCAAUCACCAUUUCAAGAUGCAAGCAGGAUCUUGUCCCGAGCUCGAGUUUGUUUGAUGUCUGUUCACAAGUGUCGAAUCGACCAAUCCGCUAGUAAAUUGUCUUCCUUCAAGUGUCUCGGUACAUUCUUUGUCAACUUGGUUACUGCAUUCGACUCGACCAAGUCUGUCAAAGCUCAGCACAUAUCUUGGUGGGGUCAUGAGAGCAUCAUGGGGCAAAAGAAAGGUUCUUUGUUCCUCGAGGUUUGAUCGCCUCCGGUGGUCUUUUCAGCGAGACCAGAAUGGCUUGCAAGACACAACUCGAUGAUGCAAUUUCUCCAGCCAACAAAACCUUGGUCAUAAACUUCUCUGCUAGCACGAAUUACAAAGAGAGUAUUUUGAGAGUGUUAUGAUUGCGGCAAACCUCCUUGGGUAAGCCUAAGGGCUUGGCAACUGGAAACUAAGACAAAGGCUUGACCAAGACCGCACCCUUUGUGUCGGACGAGAGAAGCAUUCCAGUCCUCAAAAUACGUGAAUCGCUGGUAAGCUAGCGCGAUUCCCCGUCUCCUUUGUAUUACCAUCUAUGUUUGUCUCACCAACUGUUUUCGGGAUACAACACCACCAGACGAAUCCAAUACUCUCAGUCUCUACUCGAAUAUCUGAAUCAUGG
Pyricularia oryzae 70-15 is the source of this 2365-nucleotide messenger RNA. RefSeq lists its product as uncharacterized. The transcript is spliced from 3 exons. The record is from RefSeq and is a predicted model, not a curated record. The coding region runs from base 264 to 1421 and encodes 385 amino acids. Gene Ontology annotation, cellular component: Smc5-Smc6 complex; nucleus. NCBI's taxonomy places the organism in Eukaryota, Fungi, Ascomycota, Sordariomycetes, Magnaporthales, Pyriculariaceae. Gene Ontology annotation, biological process: DNA repair.